This is a messenger RNA of Lactuca sativa (garden lettuce), 1030 nucleotides long. Its product is annotated as putative histone chaperone ASF1A. Gene Ontology annotation, biological process: DNA replication-dependent chromatin assembly. Lineage: Eukaryota; Viridiplantae; Streptophyta; Magnoliopsida; Asterales; Asteraceae. The record is from RefSeq and is a predicted model, not a curated record. Gene Ontology annotation, cellular component: nucleus; chromatin. Gene Ontology annotation, molecular function: histone binding.
AAGGCAUACGAGCCCGAUCCACAACCCCAAGCUCUUGUAUACGCGGGAUGCCAAAAUUUUGUCCCGCCAAAAUUCUAAUUCUCUUUAUAGUUACUCAUCAAUUCUUCUUCCCGUGAAUCUGUUUCAUUUUCUGUGUGAGUAAUCCUGAUUUGUUAUUUAUUUCGCCUUACAGUUUUCUAUAAUUUUGUAAAAUUAGGUCACAAUAAACACAGAGAUCUGGGUUUUUUAUCCUUCAUCUUCAAGAGAUAAUCAUGAGCGCCGUGAAUCUAACAAAUGUUAGUGUAUUAAACAAUCCAGCGCCCUUCCUUAGUCCUUUCCAGUUCGAAAUCUCCUAUGAGUGCUUGCUUUCUCUCAAAGACGAUUUGGAAUGGAAACUUACUUAUGUGGGAUCUGCUGAAGACGAAACCUAUGAUCAAGUUCUCGAAAGCGUCCUGGUUGGGCCAAUUAAUGUUGGGAACUAUCGCUUUGUCUUUGAGGCAGACCCUCCAGAUGCAUUAAAAAUCCGUGAAGAGGAUAUAAUCGGUGUUACAGUUCUGCUAUUGACAUGUUCAUAUCUAGGACAAGAAUUUGUUCGAGUAGGAUACUAUGUAAACAAUGAUUAUGAAGAUGAACAUUUGAAAGAAGAACCUCCACAAAAAGUAUUGAUAGAUAAAGUUCAAAGAAAUAUUUUGGCUGAUAAGCCUAGAGUCACAAAGUUUCCCAUCAAUUUUCACCCUGAAAAUGAAAGCAUUGAGCAAUCUGAACAGCAGCCUAAUCAUUCACCUGAAAUCGAGAAUGAACAGGAAGAACAUCAACAGACUGUUGCUUCACCUCAAUUUGAAGAAUUGAAUCCUGUUAAUUCUGAAAUGAAAAGUAUUGAUGGAGAAGAAACAGGAACAGAUUUGUUGCAGGAUCAUCAGCCUGCUGUGGUGUCUGCUUGAAAAGUUUUCUCAUUUUCUUUAAUUGAAAUUUUUAAAGUUUAUGUUUUUCAAGAACAAAAGAUGUGAUGCUUAUUAUGGUGAUAUUAUAUUUAGAUAUCUUAUAUUUUAUA